UAUAAAUGAAAAUCACAGGAAUGAUAUACAUAUCAGAAUCUUUCCAACUUACAGACUACAAAGAGAGGAACACAGAACGCAGAAGAUGUGUUGUUUAAGAUUAUUCUUAUCCUUGUUCUUCUUUCUCAUACUGAUACACCCUGCUACUCGCACCGUUGCUCAGCACUGCAAUAAUAAAAACGGUAACUACACCAGUAACAGUACCUACGGGGGAAACCUCAAAAGCGUCCUGGCCUCCAUGUCUUCCAACACCGAAAUUCAUUACGGAUUUUACAAUUUCUCCGCCGGAGAAUACCCUGACAAAGUAAACGCGAUUGCACUUUGUAGAGGAGACAUUUCGCCGGAAGAAUGCCGUAGUUGUGUCAACACAGCAAGUCACGAUCUUUUAAAGAGUUGUCCCAACCAGAAGGAGGCAAUCAAGUGGCCCGAUAAAUGUAUGCUACGAUACUCAAACAGAGAUAUAUUUGGCGUAAUGGAAUCUCGGCCUUUACUUGCCUAUUACAACACCGGAAACGUCUCAGACGUAGAAGGGUUCAACCGGGUGCUAACACCCUUGUUAAAAAGACUAAGAAACAGCGCCGCAUCAGGAAAUUCUACUCGCAAGUUUGCUCUGGGAAGCGAUUAUGCUCCUAACUUCCAAACGAUACAUGCACUUGUGGAGUGCACUCCUGAUUUGGACCAGACGGAUUGCAACAACUGCCUGUUGGCGGCUGAGAAAAUAAUUCCACAAUGUUGUAAUGGAAAGCAGGGAGGGAAAUAUGUGACACCCAGCUGUGAUUUAAGGUAUGAGAUAUACAGUUUCUAUGACCCUACAGCUGAGGCACCGACGCAACCGCCAGUGCUACCAGUAUCCCCCACACCGGUACUACUGCCUCCACCUACACAAGGAAAGAAAAGUAACCCAUCUCCAUCUGCAAUUGUUAUAGUCAUGCCAAUUGUUGUUUCUGUUGUACUAAUCAUCUGCAUCGGCAUCUGCUACUUCUAUUUAGGAGUGAGGAAGCCAUGGAAGAAAGUUGAAAUAAUUGUUUCAGAUGAAGCAGAUGAUGAAAUUAGUAGUGUUGAAUCGCUGCAAUUUGACUUUGGCACAAUUAAAGUUGCUACAGAGAACUUUUCAAAUGCAAAUAAACUUGGACAAGGUGGAUUUGGCGCUGUUUACAAGGGUAGACUCCCAAAUGGACAAGAAAUAGCUGUAAAGAGGUUGCUCAAACCUUCUGGCCAAGGAAAUCUUGAAUUUAAGAAUGAAGUUGUGUUAGUGGCUAGGCUUCAACAUCGGAAUUUGGUAAGGCUCAUAGGAUUCUGCUUGGAAGGAAAUGAAAGGCUUCUAAUCUAUGAGUUUUUGCCAAAUUCAAGCCUCGAUAAAUUCAUAUUUGAUCCAAUCAAGCGUGCAAUUCUGGAUUGGGAAAGACGCUAUAAAAUUAUAGGAGGCAUUGUUCGAGGAAUUCAUUACCUUCACGAAGAUUCUCAACUUCGUAUUAUUCAUCGUGAUCUAAAAGCUGGAAAUAUUUUAUUAGAUGCAGAUAUGAAUCCUAAAAUUUCAGAUUUCGGCACAGCAAGAUUGUUUGUGCUAGAUCAAACUCAAGGCAAUACGGAGAAAGUAAUGGGGACCUAUGGAUAUAUGCCCCCAGAAUAUGUAAUGCACGGACGCUUUUCAUUAAAAACCGAUGUGUUUAGUUUUGGUGUUUUAGUUCUGGAGAUAGUGAGUGGGACAAAAAUUAGUUCUUUUCGAAAGGGAGAGAGUGAAGAAGGCCUUAUCAGCUAUGCAUGGAAAAAUUGGAGGGAAGGGACACCUUUAAAUCUCGUAGAUCCCACAUUGAGGGCCAGUUCAACAACAGAAAUAUUGAGAUGCAUCCACAUUGGGUUAUUAUGUGUUCAAGAAAAUGUGGCCGAUAGACCAACAAUGGCUUCGAUCCUUCUAAUGCUUAAUGACAACUCUAUCACUCUUUCAGUACCAAAAAAACCUGCAUUUCUUAUGGACAAAAGCACUAUAUCAGACAUGUCAUCUCGAAGGGAGCAAAAUACUAGGGCAAUACGGUCUGAUCAAUCAAGAAGCAGAUUUGUUGAAGCCUCAACAAAUGAGGCUUCAAUUACUGAGCUAUAUCCUCGCUAAAAUAUACCUUAAGUUUUAUAUUUUAGAAGAUAAAAUAUUUUGUUAUUAAUGAUAUAUUGCGUAAUUUCUUUCAUUCAAUUUCAACUUCAUGACAAUGGUGAUUCAUUUUGUUGUGGGAAAUAUGUUAAGACAUGAUUAAACUAAAAGCCCUCUAGGUACAUGUUCUAGGGGAGGAGUGGUUCAUAUGUGUUAUGAUUCUAAGUGUCACACACAUUGAUUUAAGUGUAAUUUUAACAAUUUGUAUAUAAGUUUUUAUGCACCCUCAUUUACUAGAA
Messenger RNA from Alnus glutinosa, 2382 nucleotides. Its product is annotated as cysteine-rich receptor-like protein kinase 10. The transcript has 7 exons. The record is from RefSeq and is a predicted model, not a curated record. Gene Ontology annotation, molecular function: ATP binding; protein kinase activity. Bases 86 to 2107 code for a protein of 673 amino acids. Gene Ontology annotation, biological process: protein phosphorylation. NCBI's taxonomy places the organism in Eukaryota, Viridiplantae, Streptophyta, Magnoliopsida, Fagales, Betulaceae.